Messenger RNA from Clonostachys solani, 1140 nucleotides. The record is from the annotation of a GenBank genome assembly. NCBI's taxonomy places the organism in Eukaryota, Fungi, Ascomycota, Sordariomycetes, Hypocreales, Bionectriaceae.
AUGGCUUCCGACACUACAUACACCCCCAAAGGGAAGACAGUAAAGGUCGGGCAGUACGACGCCUACUUAGCUGAGGCUCCGGCAGAUAUUGCCCAUAAGGAGUCCGCCAUCCUUUAUGUGUCGGACGUCAUUGGCAUCUGGUCGGACAGCCAGCGCCGUGCUGAUGGCUUUGCCGCCAAGGGUUACACUACCUUGAUAAUUGACUUAUUUAAUGGAGAUUCUAUCAAGAUGAGCGAGUUUCACGAUGUCAACCUUCCCGACUGGCUCAGCAAUGGAAGAGACGGAAAGGGCCCACAUACACCCAAGGAGGUCGACCCGAUCGUGCAGUUUGGCAUCAACUAUCUCAAGAACGACCGGGGCUUCAAGCACAUUGGGGCGGCGGGAUAUUCCUUCGGCACUCGAUACGUGGUCCGUCACUUCAAGAGUGGCAUCGAUGUCGGCUACCUAGCGUACCCGUCCUUCGUCGAGGACAAGGAGCUCGCCGCCAUCACCGGCCCGCUCUCCAUCGCCGCAGCUGAGACUGAUCACAUCUUCACGGACGAGAUGCGAUACAGAUGGGAGAAGAUUCUGAAGGAGAAUGGAAAUGUUUAUCAACUGAAUCUUUACUCUGGUGUGGUUCAUGGUUUCUUUGGCGCCGAACGAGAUGUGGACAAGGUUCAUGAGAAGUUUGCUCAGGAGCAGUCGUUUAUCCAAUCAGUUCAGUUCUUUGAUAGGUUCCUUGAAGGAUUGCGACAAGAUCUUGAUGGCCUCGAGGUCAAGCCACCUGCAAUCUAUCUGGAUGCCCAUGGCGUCGCGCAGGACCAGCUCAUUUACCUGCAGAUCUUGGUGCUACCAACCGGUACACUUUACAUAGUUAACAUGAAAUGUCUUGGUACCGCGGCUUUAUCUGCAACGAGUGACAGCAGUGCGUCGCUCCGCUCCAUACUCGAGUCCAAGUCCAUCCCCAAGGUUAGGUUCGACAUUCGCGCCGCAUCCAAGCUCUUGUUUCGCGAUUUCAAUGUUUCUCUUAAUAGAAUCUACGAUCUCCAGCUGAUGGAACUCAUGAGCAGAGACCGCCACCAAUCCAAAAAGCACCUUACUAGGUUCGCAAAAUGCAUCGACCAGGACAUUCCAAAAUCCAACGCUACUAAACGUCGUUAG